AUGCGCAUGAUGGAUGCCUGGGUAUCUCACCUUCCAAAAGGUGCACGCGCUCAAAGCCAGUUUAGUAGGUGGCGCGAUCGACUGGAUCGCGACAAAAUCGAGCCCUGCGACAAAUACUAUUUCGAGAUGUCGCUACCAAUUCUUGUCAAUGCUUGGAAGUCUACCCUGAUCCAAGCUGACCCGGUGGUAAAUGAAGCAUCAAACCGCAGAGGAACAGAUACUAUGAUUGAGCUUGCGUUUCAAAAUCGUCCCGGGGCCGACCAUAUAUGGAGGGCUGAGGUAGAUAUGGUCCUACCCGAUACUCCGGAUCUUGUUCGAGCCGAUGCCGUCGCAGCAUUGACGCUGCCAGCAGACUGGACAGAUUUCCUGGAAGAACUCGAUAAUCGAUACGUGUUCUCAUGGGCAUGGUCUGCACUAUUGACCGAUAUGCCAGGGUCGAUUGUCACAUUUGGCUUCGAGUCGAAAGUGGACGAUCCCGAAGAUGUGUUACGUCAGAUCCAACUUGACUUGUUCUCGGGCCAGCUGCACCGGCGGGCUCUCCGCCUCAAGGACGGGCCAGUAUUUGGUGCUACUCUCAACAAGAAUAUUCUUCAGUUAUACGUCGCAAACUGGAAGAACGGCACAUUGGUGCGUAUCCUCUCAAUGUACAACCCAUCUUUCACGGAUUUGCUCUGA
Fomitiporia mediterranea MF3/22 is the source of this 675-nucleotide messenger RNA. RefSeq lists its product as uncharacterized. Bases 1 to 675 code for a protein of 224 amino acids. The record is from RefSeq and is a predicted model, not a curated record. The transcript is spliced from 3 exons. NCBI's taxonomy places the organism in Eukaryota, Fungi, Basidiomycota, Agaricomycetes, Hymenochaetales, Hymenochaetaceae.